Messenger RNA from Theobroma cacao (cacao), 2499 nucleotides. RefSeq names its product hydroxyproline-rich glycoprotein family protein. The record is from RefSeq and is a predicted model, not a curated record. Lineage: Eukaryota; Viridiplantae; Streptophyta; Magnoliopsida; Malvales; Malvaceae.
AGGUUCCUCCCCCUUGUAGUUUAUAAAGUCUCUCCUCACAAGCAAAACAAAUGUACUCCCAAAUACAAAGAAGACUCCAAAACCAUUCCCAUGGAAAUAGCCGGAGACCCUCCACCGAUAUGGCCACAGCUGAGCAAUUCCAUGCCUCGCCGUCGCUCACCAUCUCCUCUUUUCACCCCACCGGUUCUCAUCAUUCUCUUACCCAUCAUCGCAUUGCUUCUCUUGUUCUUUGCCGUCCCUCCUUUUCUCUCCAUCACCUCUCAGAUUUUUAGACCCAACGGUGUGAGGAAAAGCUGGGACUCCCUCAACAUUUUUCUAGUCUUGUUUGCCAUUCUUUGCGGCGUUUUUGCUAGAAGAAACGAUGAUGAUGAUAACAACAGCGGCAGCAGCGGCAACAACAAUGUUAGAAAUGAUAAUAAUAAUAAUAAGAAUGAGGCUUCUAGCCAUCCUGUUAAUUCGCAACAAUGGUUUGGGUAUCCAGGAAGGAAGAUCUACGAUGAUGAUCCUCCGAUGAACGCGUCGGGAACCAGCGUUAGGAGGUUGAAGAGAAGCAGUAGCUCGUAUCCAGAUCUGAGAAAGGAGUCUUUGUGGGAGACUAGUGAACAUCGGUUUCGUUUUUUUGAUGAUUUUGAAAUAAACAAAUAUCGAUCCUCAACAAAUUAUAAUGAUCAAGUUCAUGAGCUUCGUAGGACGAGAAUUGAGUUUGAGGAAUCUGAAGCAAAAGUCAUUCCGAUUGAUACCUUUGUGCUUCGUCCCUCACCUUCAUCACCACCGUCAACUCCACCUCCACCACCGCCUCGGCCUCCAGCUGCACGCCAUAAGCCAAGACGAAUUUAUCAAGCGGUAGGGCAGAAAGAGAAGGUGAUGAUUCAGAACGAUAAUGUUGAAUUCAAUAAUCUUGAGUCUGCACAGCCAGUAACACCACCACAGCCUCCACCGCCACCUCCUCGGCGACCACCAUCACCGCCAGUGCAUAUGGGCUUUAGAUCGGAGCACAAGUAUGGGAAAUUGGAACGUAGAAGAAGUAAUGCAACCAAAGAAAUAAAGAUGGUUUUUGCUUUGUUAAGGAAGAGCAAGAAGAAGCAGAAGACAAAGGAUCAUGAUCAUCAGCACGAUUGUCCUUUGCAUUCUCCACGUGAGCCACCACCUUAUUACUCUACUACCAUACGACCACCAUCACCAGCACCUCCUCCACCUCCACCCCCGCCACCACCACCCUCGGUCUUUCAAAAAUACAAUCUCUUCAGAAAGGGCAGCAAAAGCAAAAAAAUCCAUUCAGUGCCUGCACCUCCGCCUCCACCACCUCCCCCACCAGCAUUUUCACUUUCAGAACGAUCAUCAAAGCGAAAUAUUCAGAUCCAGCCAACACCACCACCUGCACCGCCACCAGCUUUUUUCUCUACAAAAAGACUAUUGAAGCAAAAGAGUCAGAUUCCGCCGCCAUCCAAACCACCACCUGCACCACAAACACCGCCACCCGAACCUUCACGGAGGCGAACUGCAGCCACCAUCGGUAGGCCACCAUUGCCGACAAAAGCAAACACUUCUAGCUAUUACGGCGAGAACGUGAACAGCGGUGGACAGUCACCGUUAAUUCCGACACCACCACCACCACCACCUCCGCCACCAUUUAAAAUGACGGAGUUCAAAUUUGUUUUUCGUGGGGAUUUUGUUAAGAUACCGAGCAGUCCUAGUUCUCGGUGUAGCUCUCCGGAAUUGGAGGAAGUUGAUGUCUCAUCAAGCAAGGGUGACGUGGAGACGGCCAGCAUGAUGGGCGGUGAUGAUGGGGUUGGCGUUGGAAUUGGAGGGGUCCCGGUGUUUUGUCCCAGUCCUGAUGUUAACGCUAAAGCUGAGACCUUUAUUGCCAGAUUCAGGGAUGGGUUGAAAUUAGAGAAAAUAAACUCCAUGAAAGAGAAGCAAAGGAUAUAGCUGCGAUCCAGCAACAAGUUCAGACAUUUCCCAAAUUUUUCUGGUUGAUUUGGUUUCUCCGUAUACAUACGAUUAAUCAAAAGUUGACUGAAUAUAUUAUACUAGGGUAUAUAUAGUAUUAAUUAAAAUAAUAUUAGUAGAUAUAUAAAUAGGAAUUACGGAAAUGGGAGCUUCAUGUGAGUUAAUUUUUUGUUCACCUUCAUGGAGCUCCUUGUUAGUUUGGGUGUUUCUCAGUUUCUGAUGAUUUGAAGAGUAUCUAUCUUGGAUGGUACCAGGGAUGAUGUGGAUGCAUGGCGGUUGGCUAUGACUGUGCUGUUUUUUUGUGUUCAUCAGCUGGAGCCUAAGCUGGAGAUUAUUACAAGCUUGAAGUUCUGUUGGGUAUCAUACUAAAAUGUUUAGGAAGUGAUUAAUUUGUUGAGUAUUGACAAUGGGCUCUCAUGGUGUUUUUUGUUCACCUAUUGAAGCCUCGUUUAUUUCCACUUGUAGUCUAGUGGAAAAUUGUGUGAGUUUGCAGUUUACAGUUUUAAAAGCUUGGUUUUGAUGUGAUGAAUACUUGUUCCAUAAAAGGUA